Molecule: messenger RNA, 4733 nt
Organism: Acanthopagrus latus (yellowfin seabream)
Lineage: Eukaryota; Metazoa; Chordata; Actinopteri; Spariformes; Sparidae
Gene: bspry
Product: B-box and SPRY domain containing
Exons: 7
Coding region: 16-1545 (509 amino acids)
Molecular function (GO): protein binding; zinc ion binding
Source: RefSeq, a predicted model, not a curated record
GCUUGUGACUGACACAUGCUCGAAAACUCAGGGCUGACCUCUGGUGUCCGCCUCACUUCCGUGUUCCGCUCACCUGUUACACCUGUAUUACUGCGCUGUGCUGUAGGUGCGUCUCCUGCUCGGCCGGUGCACCUGCUGCGUUUUUACUGUGCCAUGACGGAGGAGCUCACAACGUGCGAUCUAACAUGCCCGUCCUCGCCUUAUGCCACCGAGGGCACCUCUUUAACAAAACCCUCGGGGAUGGACGGUGAGCAGCCCAUUUUCUCCGUGUUGAAGGGACAGGGGGAGGAGGCGGACACCGACGCGUCGACCUCCCCCGGCGGCGCGACCACCACCAACAACACCAACACCACCGACGCCGAGUCCGGGAUCUUCUCCGCGGAGGGCGAGCUGUGCGUGGAGCAUGACUCAGAGCUGGACUGGUUCUGUGGGACCGAGCAGAAACUCAUCUGCUCCCACUGCGCCAUCGUGGGCUCCUGCCACGGACACACCGUGACCCCUCUGGCCGCCAGAGUAACCGCAGUCAGGAACCAACUCGUGGAUGUGUGUGAGAAAAUACAGCUGCAGGCACUGAGGAUUGAGAAGUUUAUCGACCAGACGCUGACAGCCAAAGAACAAAAGCUUCAGACGGCGGCGAGCAGUGCGAGGGAGCAGAUCCUGGCCCAGGUGAGCGCGGCGCGCGAAGCCCUGGAGGAGGAGGAGCAGCGCCUCUUGGAGCAGGUGCACAGAGAGGAGGAGCGGGUGGAGCAGUGUCUCCUCACCCAGAGAGCCCACUGGAGCCAGGCUCUGGCCAGCCUGUCGCAAACACGCUCGGGCCUGGUGCACAUGCUGACACACACUCCCGACCCACAGCUGGCGACGAGUGUCCAGGAAAUAUCUGAAAGGGUGGAGGAGGCGGAGGGGGUCGGGGAGCCCUGUGACACAGACAAGCUCAACCUGAACCCAGGCUGCAGCGACAGCAAGCUGCUCCGAGGUCUGUGGGCCGCUGCAGUGCUGCUGGGGCCCAACGCGUACGGAUCAUCUUAUUUAAAGUUCGAUGAGCGCACAGUGAGCCCGCUCCUCUCCCUGUCUGACGACUUCUGCACGUUGACCUUCCUCCACAAAAAACCUCGCCAGUCGCCUCCCUACGACCCAGCACGAUUCGACUGCUGGCCCAACGCUCUGGGCUCACUGUCCCUGUCCUCUGGCACCCACAGCUGGGUGAUGGAUGUAGGUCAGAGUGCUGCCUUUAAGGUGGGGGUCUGCUACGCCUCUCUGGAGCGCAAAGGCUCCGGGAACGAGGCCCGGCUGGGCAACAACAGUCAGUCCUGGGUGCUGUCCCACUACGACGGGGACUACUCCUUCUGCCACGCGGGGAAGAAUGUGCCACUGCAGUUGGUGAGGAGACCCCAGAGGAUCGGCCUGCUGCUGGACUGGCCGAGUCAGACGCUGAUGUUUUACGAGCCGGACUCCAGCGCCGUGCUGUACUCUGUCACGCAGCGGUUCAAGGCACCGCUUGUGCCGGCGUGUGCGGUGACUGACCGCAGUAUCACCAUACUGCACUGACAGAGACGCAAAGACCCAGACUAUGGCCAAAACUUAAUACAUAAGUGAACAUGUGAAGAACUGCCAGGCGGAGACGACUUUACCUAAUGAAAAUGAUCCUCCUUCUGUGCAGUUAAUGCAGGCCUCAACUUAUAUUUAUUGUUUCCUGUUCUGUUAGUAAAUUCUGAUUUUUUUACUUUUUUAAUGAUUUAAUAGAUUUUCUUUAUCUAUAAUCUAUAAUAUUAUACAUAUGUUAUACCAUAAUAAUAUAUUAUUACAUAUUAUACAGUAGUGCUACUUUAUAACAGUGUUGUUUUGACUGACAAUGAUUGAUUUUUUUUUUUAUUAAAUAGGAUGUUUGUUUUUAAUAUGAUUGUUUUUAUCAUCAGACACUGGUUGAUCCAGGACUGUUCUAAAUGUUUUGUGGAAAAGAAACUCACCGCAAAUCAUUUUUGCUUUGUUACAUGUUAAGUAAACCAGUUAUUACAGUUUGAAUUGCUUUUUUGUCUCUGCAAUAGAAAUUCCCAGGCCACACAAGGUAUAAUAUUGUAUUUUCUUUCACAGAAACAUGUUCAGUAAAAGUGCUGAGAUGUGAAAAGAUGUUGUGUUAAAAUUAACUUUAACAAUAGUGAAAGUUACUCAUAGUUAUUAGAGUAACAGGCCUAAAGUAUCUGACAUUAAAUGUUGGGGGCCAUAUUCCCACAAGGGGGACCAGACAUUGGAGAAAAGAGCAGCCAACUUUAAAUAAUGUUUCAUCUCCAUUGUUAAAUAUUUUGAAAAAAACAACAACUUGUUUUCAACAUUUCUAUACAUAUUAAAUCAUUUUUAAACAACGCCGCCACUACUUUUCUUAUUAAGAACACAACUCACCAAUAGCGUAUGAAUUCAAAAAUAUGAAUAUAUAGAAUAUGUACUGAACAAAAAAUAUAUAAAUAUGUGUAUAGUGGGGCCCCAAAAAUACUUUUUAUAUAACUGAGAAAAUAACAUUUAAAAAUGGCUUCAGUCUGGUCUGAUGCAGUACACAAUCCGCAAAAAUAAGCUGAAACUAAAAUGAUCAAAUGAUUGUAGUGGAAUAAAAAGUGCAAAUUUGCCUCCAACAUUGAGUGAACUGGAAGUUUAAAGUAGCAAAAACAUCAGAAACACUUCCUCAAAAGUGCCUCAAAAUUGUUUGUAAGUGUGUGACAGUAUUUGAAUAGAUGUACUGAGUUACGCUCCAUCAUUAGACAUUUUGUCAGGGAGACAAACAGGACAGACAAAUCCCGGUUUUGAUUCAUGUGUGUUGUAUUGUAUUGUAUGUGUCAGCCACACGUUAAAACACUUGUCCUGCAGGACGUGUGACUCAGAAAACACUCAUUAUUCUUGUUCAGAGGUUUGUGUGAAACUCCAUGAGAAAGCUGAUGUUUCCUGUUAACAACAUAACAUCAGCUGUGUGAGUUUAAUGGUUGGUGUCACCAUGAAACUUUUAAAGUUGUCAUGCAUUUAGACAAAUAUUUUGCAUACUAUUCGUUUUCUGACAUGUAGUGUUCAAAUAUAAGAUAAUUUUCAAAUUAAAUGUGUGCUAAUUUGCGUGAAUUUUAUAGACAGAUAUCUUAAUGUUAGAUAACUCCAGGUUCAAAACUUGUAUUUAAUGUUGUUGAUUUAUUGAGUCAAAGGUCUUUUGUUCACCCGACAAAUCAGAGAUACUGGCAAAAGACAAAAAAGUAGAGACUUCUAACUCAGACUUUUAGACAGCUUUACUGUAAAAUUCAAUAUAUUUUCAGACGAAAAUGGUGUGUAGAGUUAAAUGCAUUUAACUAAUAGAUGUCACCAUGAAAGCUGUCUGAUAAUGCAUGUGUAAAUAUGCACAUGAGGCCAUCUGAUUAAAGAUGUUAUCCUCUGCAUACAUUUCCAAAACACUAAACUGAAAAUGAACACCUGAAUGUUUAAAGGACUGUUUUGACCAUUUUCCUUCCACUUAUCUAAAAGAAAACAUGUAGGAGACCAAGAUCUCAAAUUUGACCAAUUCGUGCAUUGAAAAAAUUAUGUUUGAAAAAUAUUUUUUCCAUAACAUGUCUUCUUUUAGUUUAAAGGAAAGAAAAUUGACAAAAUACAAAUGUGUUCAUUUAAGUUCUAUAUCUGUUCUGUAAAUGUAUGUAAGUGAGUUUAUAUGUAUUUUAUUUGCAUAUUUAAACAUAACUUAAAAAUACACAAUUAUCUGGGAAGUUUCACUGUGGUUUUUUUUUAGUUCACAGAGUAAAACUUUGUCCUUUGUUGGAGAAAACCAAGGGCCGACAAAGUCAAGACUCUGACACACUGUUCACCUCAGUUGCAAUAAAGAAUUUUGUUUUGGCACAAAGACCUUCAUCAGGUCAUCUUGUAGAUCAUUUUUAGAAGAUAAACUGAGGAAGGUCACAGUGUGCAGGAGUUUUUUGUCCUGGUUUUAUUAAUUAAAGGAAUUACCCUAUAUUCACCAUUUUUCAUGUAUCAUAUUUUACAACAGGCCUUUAUAUUGUUUAAGACUGUUUUCUCAAAAUAAGUUUCUUUUUUUCCGCCAUAUUCUCAUAUAUAUAUAUCUCUCUCAGAGUUAGUAGCACUUACGUACACCAAAUGUUCCAGUUUCUAUCUACAUUCUGAAGGUUUUUAUUAAGGAGUUUGUUCACAAAUAUCAUAUUUAUAUAUUAUUCUAUUUCAAAUAGAUGGUGAAAAUGUACCCAGUCUUCAGAUUUCUCUCAUGGAAAUGUGUGCAAGUCACCAAAUAGUUAAUUUGAUAAUUUCUUAUAUCAUAUCAUUUCACUCGUCUGACAAAAAAUUAUUAUCUGAAUUUAAGUAAUCAAAUGUGGAAGUUUCAUGGUGACAUCUACCAGUAUUUGUACUAUACUCACCUGUAGUGUCUUCUGUUAAACUUGGCGUGUUGGAGUCCACAUCACUAGUUUUGUAACUUUUUUUAAUUACAUCAGUAAAAGUGGGAAGUGAUUUUUUUUUUUUUUUUUUUUGCCAGAACCCAAAUUCAGGAGUCAUGGUCAUGAUACUGAGCGGAAACAGAGCAGCUGUGAACACGUCCCGGGCUCCUCAGAGGUUUGGGCAGAAACAAACCACCAGAGGGCGGCAACGUCAAACCACUGUCACAUCUCACCAAACGAGACAUGCAGAUGUGCUGACUCAUAUGAGUAGAGUGGGAAAGUGAGAGUGUCUCUACAGAGUGACCACCAGCUACACAUAUGACUACAAUC